AUGAACAGCGUCUCGCUGUUGCCGUAUUACACAGCCCAGAGUAGCUCCAGAACGAACAUGUUCAAUACCAGAAUGGGCAAACUGCAGCGACAGCUGCUCAAGGGAGAUUACGAUAUGUUCAAGUACGCACCCAUGUUUGAGAGCGACUUUAUGCAGAUCACCAAAAAGGGGGAAGUGAUCGAUGUGCACAACCAUAUCCAAAUGGUGACCGUCGCCAUCGUGUGCACCAGCCCCAUCUUCCCCAUUCCUGACAUCAUGUUGCUGGCCCGUCCAGUCGCCCGUUAUGAAGAGCAUGCUGGACGUGGCAAGGCCACCAAGGGGAGAAACCGCAAGGUGGCAAAGACCUUAGAGCUCACCAGGCUCUUUCCCUUGAAGUUUGUAAAAAUUUCUGUUCAUCAUCGUGAGAAUCAACAGCUGCGUCUGAAGUUUGUCACUGGCCGUUCUUGCUACCUGCAGCUGUGUCCUCUCAAAGCACAGGAAGACCUCUUUAUAUACUGGGAGAAAAUAAUUUAUCUCCUGCGACCACCUGUGGACAGUAACAGCGGUACCUAUGCUGUUCCAGCUGAGGACAUGAUAUGCAUGCCUGCCGUUGAGGAAGACAGGACGAGCUUGGCAGCUGCCGAAUUCCAAGUUCCAGGGGACCAAGACCAGGUCAGCAUCAGGAGCCUCCUCACGGUCUCUGAGGUGACUGGGGCCACCUCUGCUGCUUAUGCUGGGGGUAAAGGAAUCCUAGAUGACUCCCACAAACCUACUACCAUGCCCAGUGUAUCCACUGCCAAAGCAAAAUCUACAGAGCUUGCCAAAGAGUCGGCAACAGAGGCAACAGCUGAGGCAGUCAUAGCAGGGGCGGCAACAAGCACCAUAGCAGGCGCUUUCAGCCUGUCGGCAUCCAAGUCUGCAGGCACUGGACAGGUAAGCGCAGCCCUAGCAGGAGCGGCCAGGGGCACAGGACAAACGAAAACAAACAUGGCCAUUGCAGGCACUGCCAACACAUCCCCGAAGGGUAUUAAGGUAGCCGUGGCAGGUGCUGCAAGCAAGUCCUCAGAGAGCAUUAGUAGACUGUCCUCCAGCCUCUCCCCAGAAGACGUGAAUGUGAUGUUUGCAGAAGCAGAAUCUUCCCCCAAGACUGUCAGAGAGAGAGGCAAAGAUCCAGCAGCGGACCCUCUUGUGUCGGCCUUGCCGAAGGAAAGCCACAUGAGUGGACAGGCUAGAAAGCAGCGAGUGUCCCAGGCCAGCACUGACGCCCGUAAGGAAAGAAGGGAUAAAAAGGAAAAGAACAGAGAUGUUGGUAAGGGCUCCCAUCAUCGCAGGGCAGGUGAACGUCGCCGCAAGGCAGAAGGGAACAAGAUGGCCCCCAAAUCAUCCAGCCAGUCCUCAUCCAGCCACAGAGCCACUAGAGAUGAUAGAAAGGAAAAAGGCUGCAGCAGCCCAGGGAGUGGCAGGUGCGGCUCCCCCAAAGGUGUCAGCCAGAAACGCCUCUCCAAGGAGUUAAGGAUCUCUCACAAUUCAGGGAGGAGUUUAUCCAUGACUAGUUCAGGUUCUACAAGCAAGAGGAGCAGCACGAUUGGAUCUUUCUUGAGAAACAUCAAAACAAAUCUUACUGCAAAGUCAGUGGCUGCACGGCACGGCAAAGAUGCGGACAUCGUGACCAAGACGAUAGAGGAGAGUACUAUGGAGGACAUUGUGAUGGUAACGAAGAACAACCAGGGGGUGCUGAUUGAUUCUGCAACAUAG
Molecule: messenger RNA, 1734 nt
Organism: Galeopterus variegatus (Sunda flying lemur)
Lineage: Eukaryota; Metazoa; Chordata; Mammalia; Dermoptera; Cynocephalidae
Gene: GARIN4
Product: family with sequence similarity 71, member A
Exons: 2
Coding region: 1-1734 (577 amino acids)
Cellular component (GO): nucleus
Source: RefSeq, a predicted model, not a curated record